Messenger RNA from Suricata suricatta (meerkat), 2044 nucleotides. RefSeq names its product E3 ubiquitin-protein ligase RLIM-like. Lineage: Eukaryota; Metazoa; Chordata; Mammalia; Carnivora; Herpestidae. The record is from RefSeq and is a predicted model, not a curated record. Gene Ontology annotation, biological process: protein ubiquitination; random inactivation of X chromosome; ubiquitin-dependent protein catabolic process. Gene Ontology annotation, cellular component: cytoplasm; nucleoplasm. Gene Ontology annotation, molecular function: ubiquitin protein ligase activity.
AUGGAAAAUACAGAUUCUGACGGAGAAGAUGGAUCCGCAGCCCUGCGCCAACGUCAGAUGGACCGAUCGGUCCGGGAAGAAAACUUCUAUGAAUUUGUAAAUAACCUGAGUGAAGAAGACUACAAGCUUAUGAGGGAUAACGAUUUGUUAGGCAUCCCCGGUGAAAGUACAGUAGAAGAGUUACUGAAGAGACUUCAACAAAUUAAAGAAAAUUCACCGGCAUACUCAGAGGAAAAUGCAGGUGGAGAAGAGUCUUCCAACAAGAGUGGUGAGUAUCUAUUAGAUUGUCUGAACCCUUUCGGACAAACUGAAGAUGUGACAAGUGGGCAAAGAGAAAACCAAUCUUGGGAAGAAACAAGCCAGAUUAAUUCAGACGGCAAUGAUUCCACAUUCAGUUUACCAGUAAAUUCUAACCCUAAUAAUGGGAGCCCAAAUCCAGAGAAUGAAUAUGUAGCAUCUACCAGAUACUACAGAGCAUACAACACGGAAAACAGCCAAAAUCCAGCAGAAAAUAUACAAUCUGAAUCAACAUUUAUAGGAUCACCUGGAUCAGAACAAAGUACAACUGAAGCAUUAAUACAUGGACCAGUUACCAGAGGUCAGCGAAGAGCAAGAAGCAGGAGGCCCAACCACCGGAGAACCAGAGCAGGAACUGCAACAAGAACUGAAAGUCCGGCUCCAAACAUAAUUGAUGAACUUUUAGAAAGAUUUCAUUAUAGUUUAAGGGAUCAGAUUCUUCAGCCUCUGGUAAAUGAGACUGAGAACUUUCCUCGGAUUCCGCACCAGGAAACAUCAAGACAGCAAAUAACUGGACUUGAGCUGCAAAAUAGGGGUCUUGCUGCAGCUUCUGGAACAAGCGGUGCACUUCACAAAGAAAGUUCUCCAGGCACAACCAAUGACGGUGAAUCUUGCAGACUGGGAGAGAUAAAUCCAACCAUACCGCCCAAUCCUGAACUAGGACAAGUUUGUCCUAGGGCCCACUCUCAGAGAGAUAGCAUAGCUACCAGAAUUCAGUUAACAUGUGAGAUACCAAAUGACACUGUCUCUUUAGAAAGUGAACAAGGUGGAGUUGGGAAUAUAUUUCCACAUUCUGAGCAGCCAGAUGCAAGAGCAUAUGCCAGGAAUGCCAGAAUUCCUUCUCGUCAUAUCCUUUUAACUACUGGCUUCAAUGAUAUACCAUGUCCUCCAAUUCAGAGCACAUUAAGGCAGACAGUGACAGGAUCCAGUGACUUAAGUGACAGUGACCUCAGUGAGAGUGAUACUGAUUUAGUCAGUGUCUCAUCCCUAAGUCCACACAUGGAAAGGGAAGAGUCACUAAAUGAAACAGAUGCCUCUAAUGCUAUGACUCCUUCUGAUUGCAAUUCAAAUCCUAGUUCUGAUUUCUAUUCAACUUCCACAUUGAUUUCUAGCUCAGACUCCAAUUACAUGUCUAAUUUCAAUUCUACUUCUAUGCCCAGUUCCAGCUCCAGGGAUGAAGAUUCAGAAAUUAACUCAGUGAUAUUUGAAGGCAGUAACAACAUAAGCUUAUCACCAGGCUCACUGUCAGAAACAAGGCAAGAAAAUAGGUCUCUGAGUCCAAUAACAUUUGAUUACGGUGACUCCUGGGACCAGUUUUACCCCGUCUUUUAUAAUAGUGAUGACCAAUGGACAGGACUUCCCAAAGCACAGAUUGACAACUUGGCUAUAAGGUCUUUUGGUGAAGGUGAUGCAUUACAAUCCUGUGCCAUCUGCAUCACAGAGUACACAGAAGGCAACAAAGUUCACAUCUUACCUUGCACUCAUGAAUUUCAUGUCGACUGUGUUGAUCGUUGGCUGUCAGAGAAUUCUACCUGUCCUAUUUGUCAUACGGAAGUAGCAUAUUCUGCUCAAAGACAAAAUUCUGAUUGAGAUCUGAAUUCUCAGCUAUAUAUACUGUUAAAGUGUCACCUGCUUAUGACCACCUCUGGAGUGGACAACAAUUUGUAUCUAAUCUAUAGGUAUUACAGAUAUAAGUAUUUCUUCAAUGUUUGCUUUAUAAAUAUAUUAAAGUUUCAAUUUCUUUUUA